AUGCGCAUGCCAACGUACCUGCGCAUGCCGCCGUACCUGCGCAUGCCACCAUACCUGCGCAUCACACCGUACCUGCGCAUGCCACCGUACCUGCGCAUGCCACUUUACCUGCACGUGCCACACUACCUACGCAUGCCACAAUACCUGCGCAUGCCGCCGUACCUGCGAAUGCCACCGUACCUGCGAAUGCCACCGUACUUGCGCAUGCCACGGUACCUGCGCAUGCCACGGUACCUGCGCAUGCCACCGUACCUGCAAAUGCCACUGUAUUUGCGCAUGUCACUGUACCUACGCAUGCCACCGUACCUGCGCAUGCCACCGUACCUGUGCAUGCCACCGUACCUGCGCAUGCCAUCGUACCUGCGCAUGACAUCGUACCUGCGCAUGCCAACGUACCUGCACAUGCCACCGUACCUGCGCAUGCCACCAUACCUGUGCAUGCCACCUUACCUGCGCAUGCCACCAUACCUGCGCAUGCCACCAUACAUGUGCAUGAAACUGGGGAGCCCCCCUCCUCUCCACCAAGCGCAGCACCCGCAGGGCGCGGAGUUGGGAGGGAGGGAGGCGUCAGGGGGCAGGUGGAGGGGCGGGCCAUUGAAGGUUGGAGGGGGAGGGUGGGCCGUCAAAGGCGUUAAAGAGGGAGGGCGGCGGGCGGAAGGAGGGUUCUCUUAG
Molecule: messenger RNA, 672 nt
Organism: Closterium sp. Naga37s-1
Lineage: Eukaryota; Viridiplantae; Streptophyta; Zygnematophyceae; Desmidiales; Closteriaceae
Source: the annotation of a GenBank genome assembly